Alligator sinensis (Chinese alligator) is the source of this 3076-nucleotide messenger RNA. RefSeq names its product dopamine beta-hydroxylase (gene DBH). The record is from RefSeq and is a predicted model, not a curated record. The transcript has 12 exons. Gene Ontology annotation, cellular component: secretory granule membrane. Gene Ontology annotation, molecular function: copper ion binding; dopamine beta-monooxygenase activity. NCBI's taxonomy places the organism in Eukaryota, Metazoa, Chordata, Crocodylia, Alligatoridae. Gene Ontology annotation, biological process: octopamine biosynthetic process; norepinephrine biosynthetic process; dopamine catabolic process. The coding region runs from base 28 to 1887 and encodes 619 amino acids.
GGGAGCAGGAGCAUCUUUCUCCCCAGCAUGCAGACCACUGGGAGCAAGCGCUCCUCCUGCCCUCGUUUCAGGCUCCGGGAAGUGGCGUCCAUGUACUUCACCAUGCUCGCGCUGUUCCUAGUCAUCCUGGUGGCAGCUCUUCAAGGCACAGCUCCCCAGGAGAACUACUUCCCUUACAAGGUGCCCCUCGACCCCCGGGGGCUCGUGGAGCUGGCAUGGAACGUCAGCUACCCGGAGCAGGUGGUGCAUUUCCAGGUCUUCAUCAAGGAGCUGAAGUUCGGGCUGCUCUUCGGGAUGUCAGACCGGGGCGACUUCGAAAACGCAGACCUGGCCGCGCUCUGGAGCGACGGGCACAGCUCCUACUUUGGGGAUGCGUGGAGUGAUCAGAAAGGGCACUUACAUAUGGACUCCCAACAGGACUACCAGCUCCUCAGCGUGCGCCGAACCCCAGAGGGCCUCUACCUGGUCUUCAAAAGAGCCUUCAGCACCUGUGAUCCAAAGGACUACCUUAUAGAGGAUGGCACCGUGCACCUUAUCUAUGGGAUCCUUGAGAAACCGGUCCCUUCUCUCCAAGCAAUCAACAUCUCUGCCAUCUACAAGGGGCUGCAGAGGGUACAGCUGUUGAAGCCUAACAUCACUACCCCUGAACUGCCCAGAGACAUGAAGACCAUGGAAAUAAGAGCCCCUGAUGUAGUCAUUCCCAGCCAGGAGACGACAUACUGGUGCUAUAUGGUGGAGCUUACAGACGACUUCCCAAGACAUCACAUUGUCAUGUACGAGCCAGUGAUCACAGCAGGCAACGAAGCGCUGGUCCAUCACAUGGAAGUCUUCCAGUGUGCGGCUGAGUUUGACAGCUUCCCACAUUACAACGGACCCUGUGACUCCAAGAUGAAGCCGGAGCGACUGAACUACUGCCGACACGUGCUGGCAGCGUGGGCCAUGGGAGCUCAGGCCUUCUACUACCCUGAAGAGGCAGGUCUCGCCUUCGGGGGGCCGGGAUCCUCCAAGUAUUUACGCCUUGAGAUCCACUACCACAACCCCCUGGUCUUCCAAGGUCACCACGACUCCUCAGGGAUCCGCCUUUAUUACACAGCCACACUGAGACGCUACGAUGCCGGCAUUAUGGAGCUUGGCUUGGUCUACACGCCGGUGAUGGCUAUACCUCCUGGGGAAACCGAGUUCUUCCUGACAGGCUACUGUACGGAUAAAUGCACCCAAGUGGCUCUGCCUCCUGCUGGGAUCCACAUCUUCGCCUCCCAGCUUCACACUCACCUGACGGGAAGGAAGGUGGUGACCGUGUUGUCCCGGGAAGGAAGUGAACGGGAGAUAGUGAACGCAGACAAUCACUACAGCCCUCACUUCCAGGAGAUCCGCAUGUUAAAGAAGGUGGUUUCUGUCUUUCCGGGGGAUGUGCUUAUAACAUCCUGCGCGUACAACACAGAGGACAGGGACCAAGCCACUGUGGGUGGGUUUGGCAUCAUGGAAGAGAUGUGCGUCAACUAUGUGCACUAUUACCCUCAGACGCAGCUAGAGCUGUGCAAAAGUGCCAUUGAUCCCGGCUACCUGCACAGAUACUUUAAUCUUGUGAACAGGUUCAAUGACGAGGAGAUCUGCAUGUGCCCACAGACCUCGGUCACGCAGCAGUUUGCUUCUGUCCCAUGGAACGUGUUCAACAGAGAUGUCCUGAAAUCCCUCUAUGGCUUUGCUCCGAUCUCCAUGCACUGCAAUAAAUCCUCCGCCGUCCGCUUCCCGGGCGAAUGGGAGAAGCAGCCUCUUCCACAGAUCGCCAAGAUGCUGCCAGCACCCACCCCACAUUGCCCCCCUCCACCAGCACCUCCGCCUCCACCCGCCGUGCUUAUCAACCUGGGCAAGACCAAGGCAGACUGAAGGGACAUCUGGCUUCCCCUGCCACGAUGCACGAUGCCACGAGACACUUUUGGACACACUGGGGCGCUUUUGAUUUUGGUUCAAGCUUUUGCAACGCUGCAAUGGAGAGGGUGGGAGCAGGCUGGAGGGGUUGCCUUAGGGAUUUAUAAGCUUCCUGAUACGAGGGUCUACUCAAGAGCUGCUUUUACCCUGCAUGGGGUGGGAAGAGGGUAGAGAGAAUAUAAAGGACUCCUCUCUGCACAAACACACAGGCCAGAUCUCACUGACUGUUCCUAGGAGGGAUUGGCGGUGGGGCAGGGGCCAGGCAUUGCUCACAGCAUGAUGGGUGAGAAUUCAAUCUCACGGAUGGGUCAGCAGGCAUGUGCUGCAGUGUCCGAGCUCCCAGCACCCGGCUGGACAGAGCUGCCCCCCGUGUUAUAGAUGCUGAAGAACAAGCAAUCCCAAUUCCACACGUGCUGCCCAUGGCACUGAGGGUUUGGCUGGGAGCUGGGAAAGGUUGGGGUCUAAUCCCAGUGUUGGCUCUGUCUCAGUGCGGGGCCUGUAGCAUGUCCCCACACUGCCUCAGCUCCCUGUCUGCAAAGUGAAGAUAAUCAAUACCCUGACACCUGCCACGCAGGGGGCUGUUCAGGCUAAUUGGUUACAGCUCAGAAAGUGCCUGGGAGAUGAAAAGUGCUAUUAUUAGCGUAUUAAUAGCAAUGCUCUGAGUAACGCAGGCUUCCACCCCCAGAGUAAUAUCGCGGAAGAUUUCUCCUGUGCUGUGCAGCCAUGAACAAGCCCCGCUGCGCACCUGUCGGGAGCUGUCGGCCACUGCAAUCCUAUUUCCUCACAUACAACACGCGCCUUUCCCCAAGAAUCACCUGCUGGAAACUGGUGUAAUUCUAUGGAAAAAAUACGGUAAAAGCAGUUUCUGCCACUUCUGGGGCAAAAGGGAAAGUAAAAUCUGCCCACAAUCCAUAGGAAGCAAGGCAAGGAGUAGGCUCAGCCUCUAGCUGCUGCUACUCAGUUACUUACUGCAAGGAAAGCUCAUUUUUUCCUUUGUUCUGCCUUUCAACACACAAAGUGUGCAUUUUACUCCAGGGCACAUUGUACGUGCAAACAUACAGCACUUUCCUGAGAGGGAAACCGAGGCAUGGAGAGGUUUGCCGAGCAGGAUCAGAGUUCAGGAUUUUUCUGGUUCCCUCAGGCUGUC